This is a messenger RNA of Sceloporus undulatus (fence lizard), 2501 nucleotides long. RefSeq lists its product as uncharacterized. Lineage: Eukaryota; Metazoa; Chordata; Lepidosauria; Squamata; Phrynosomatidae. The record is from RefSeq and is a predicted model, not a curated record. The transcript has 7 exons. The coding region runs from base 1027 to 2079 and encodes 350 amino acids.
CCAUUUGUAUGUAUUCGCAGAUGACCACUCGACCGAAUACCGUUACAGGUAAGCAACCUGUCCUUCGACACCUUCCAUUGGCUAAUAUGAACCAUCUCUCCUGAGUUAACCCUUCCUAUAACCUAGACGCAGAAGCCUUGCAAGAGUCAUGACUGCUGGGAAAUAACUCUUGAUAGCUUUAGGAACAAAGAGGCUCUUUGUUCCUAAAGCUAUUGAGAGUUAUUUCCCAGCAGACAGGGUCCUAACCGUUUGUAUUCUGGGUUAAGCUCCUCCUAUUCGCUCCUGUAGUGAUAAUUGGGACUAUAAGCUGCUAAAAAGGCUCAGUUCCUCACUCCUUAGACAUCUGUGCAUGGAAGUAAGAGGGAAGUGACUAUAGAAAAGAUGUUCUGAACAAUUGGAAAAGGAAUGCCACGAGGUCACUUUGUAGAAGAGACAGGAAUUGUGAUUAGAAUUCUUCAGUUACAUUUCAUUGAUGGUAUGAUGACAUCUCCUUGGUCAUACAUUCCUCUUAUACUGCAUAACCCAUCUGCCAGAGGUAGAGGGCUGGGCAGUGAUUAUUUCUCAUAAUAUUAUAAUACUAAGUUUCUCUGCUGCUCUGGAUAAAGGAAUAAUAAUAAUAAAUAAUAAUAAAAUUUAUUUAUGUUUCCUCGCCUCUCCCGGUGGAUCGAAGUGGAGUUACAGACUAAAAUAGAAGAGUCCUUCAUUGUUCAUUGAAAAUUCUAGCAGCCUACAUUUACUCAUUGGAAAUAUUUCAUAUUUCCAGAAGUGGUGGGGUGGAGGAAUAUACAUAUAGUGUGUGAUGAAGGAGUAAGAUACUGUGUGUGAAUAAACAGGUCAAGUACCAUUAAUGUCUCCAUGUAAUUAAUACUAUUUCAGCGCAUUUAAAGCCAUUUAUAUUACCUUGUUCACUGUUUUUACUAAUGUCUUCAUCUUCAUUUUGUUUCUCUAGCUGCGUCUGCAAAGAAGAGAGCCAGGUUUUCCAGUGGUUACAAGCCUGAGAAUGAUCCAGUUCGGAGAGUAAAAGCUAUGGAAUAUAUGGAAGACUUUGAGAUAACAUCAGAUAAAGAAGCUGCUCUAGUAAUAACCAUUGCACAGUCUUUGUCAGAAGCUCUGAAGGCCUUUUGUGAAAAGAAAGCAACUCUCAAGCACAUUAAAAGCCUACCACCACUGAUGAAACAAGGAAUGCGAAAUACCAAUCAGCAUAAAUCCAUCAAGGCAUCUGAAUACUACCAGGAUCAUCCAGGAGACAGUUGGAAUCAUGGGUGCCUGACGAAAGGACUCGCACAAUUGCAGCAUGCACCAAAUAUUUCAUCCACCCCUACCAACUCCUAUGCUUACCAAAUGAGAGAGAAAGCCUCUUCAUAUGGCCUAAAUUGUAAAGAUCUUGCAACAAUGUAUACUCUUGAGAGUUCACUUGCGCUUCAGCCAGGCGGCUUUGGUACUGGAAUUGAGUGGAUGAAGCAAUUCAACCAAUCUGUUUCUGCUAAUUUCCAGUUUGCAACAGUUAAAGAAAAGACUCCCUACUUAAAAACAUCCCAGAAUAGUUACUUAAAACAUUACCAAGAUGGAAGUCAAGUACCCAGUAACAGAAUAGCAGAUAAUAGGCUAAGAAACUGGGGCGGUUUUAGGACUUCACAUGAUUUAAGAGCAUCUUCUUUUACUCCCAUCUCAUACUCUCCACCAAGAACAUACCAGGCAAGUUAUGCUUUACAAAAACAUCCCUCAUGGUAUCAUGAUGGGCCUGACAAUAGUAAUCUGCCUGCAUCUUCAUCUUCUUUUGAAAGCAGUGGACUUGACUGGGAACAACAAGCUGACUACCCAAAACCUGUCCUCGAUGAUGAUGUGGCAUCCUAUACACCCUUUCCUGGUGGCAGUCUGAACCAGCAGCAAAACACACAAAUUUAUAAUAAUGCAGGGUGUGGAAGUAAAACUAACCUUAUUGCUGAUAUUAUGAGCCAACUUCAAGGAAAUGAUGCAGCAACAUUGGCUAACAUGAUUCAACAGCUGGUACCCUAUUAUCCAGAUCUUCAAAACAUUGAUAUUCAUGCAUUUGCUCAAACUUUGAGUGAAAUGAACUAAGAAUCCAAUGAAGUAGAAGUGACUCAAGCUGAGAUCUUGUUGCAGAAACAAAGAAUCAACAGCAUUGAUUUCUGAAACGUAGAAGUACUGAAACUCUUCAUGUUUUAAUACAGAGCAAAAAAUUGCAAAUCCUUUGAAAGGCCACCAUUCACUAUUCCUACUUAUAAACUUAACAUUCAACUGCAAAUAUGUUAGUUUCUACUCAGAAAUUUUUUUCCAGAAUGUGAAUAUUUUUCCUUGCUUCUCUCUGUACCAUGGAGUUAGUAUGCAGUGUAUCAGUACUUGCAAUCUCUGAAACAAAGCUAAUAGCCAACUGUAUUGCCUAAAAUUCUCCUAACUGUAAUCCUGUCCCAUUCCAUCCUGGUGAUCUUUUGUUAACCUCCACUCAUGGAGAACAUAAUAAAGUAUAUGAUUCAAAGCAA